This is a messenger RNA of Strongylocentrotus purpuratus (purple sea urchin), 2383 nucleotides long. Its product is annotated as caveolin-3-like. The record is from RefSeq and is a predicted model, not a curated record. Gene Ontology annotation, biological process: caveola assembly. Gene Ontology annotation, cellular component: caveola. The transcript is spliced from 4 exons. Bases 808 to 1368 code for a protein of 186 amino acids. Lineage: Eukaryota; Metazoa; Echinodermata; Echinoidea; Camarodonta; Strongylocentrotidae. Gene Ontology annotation, molecular function: molecular adaptor activity.
CCCUUCCUGUUUCCAAGGAGUUUGAGUUUCCGCGGGCGGCAUUGACGGGGUUAUUCAUAACGAGGGUGAAUCUAAAACUGGGUCUUGAUCGAGCUGGCUUUUGUUGUUGAUGUUGUUUCGCAUCUGUCAAGCAAGCAGGCACUCAGCGUAUCGCUUUGAACCUGUAGUUGUUAAUCUUGAGAGAAAAUGAGUGACGAUCAUCAUCAUUGGAAAAUGAUAUGAAAGUGAAAAACCCCUUCACAAGCUGGGUGACAGUAUGAGCUAUCUCGUUCAUGAUUUUUAACGAGUGACAUCAAGGAUGACAUCAAGGAUAUAGUCGGAAGACAGUGUCUUCUUUUAGAAGGAGAACCCAGAGGGAGACAGGAUUACGUAAAAAUCGGAUAGCCAUCUGACCACAUCUUAAUUGAGAUGCCAUCCUGAAGCAACUAUUACCGUUCAUCAGAAUAAGAGCACAGUGAAACAUUACCCAUCUCAACUUAGUGAAAAUAAAUCGAAAACGCAGAGAGGAUGAGCGAAGCAAAUCCAGUCCUAUACUAAAAACAAGAGACACUUCCAAGGAAAUCCAAAUGUAGGCCUAUAUUUUAUUCUUGUGAGGCCUGCAUUGAACUUCGAAGGUAUACCGCUUGAAUGACAGCAUCGAUUAUUCAUCAAAAUCCCUUGAGAUUAAUGGACAACACUUUUUCGGAAGUGCGACCCCCAAUCAAACAGGUGAAUUCGGGUGAGGGGGGCAACGAUUUACCCCUGUUUCCCUGUCUGACUCUUGGAGCCGUAAUAUUGCAUGUAUGAGAGAACAAUAUAACGAGUGGUAUGGAUAUGGAUAUCUACGCAACCCCUGCCGGUGACAUUGACAACAACAUGGCGCACUCGGAGACGGGAGGAGUGCCUCUAAUGAACGAACACAACCAGAACAGCGACACCAACGGAGGCCCCAAGUUUCACCAAGCAAACAUGGUCAAAGACGUUGAAGAUUUGAACCUGGACAACAGAGAUCCCAUCAAUAUGACGUCACAUGUCAGGAUCGGUUUUGAGGAAGUGUUUGCCGAGCCGGAUCAUCAGCAGAGCUUUGAUGCGGUCUGGACAACCAGCUUCAUCGUAUAUACACAGUCUAAGAUCUGGUGUUAUCGACUACUCUCAGCUGCUCUGGCCAUUCCACUCGCUCUGCUGUGGGGUGUUCAGCUAGCCUUGCUGACCUUCUGUCACAUCUGGUGGGUGGUACCGUGUUCACGGGUCUGGAUCUUCAUCCUCAACUGGGUCGGAAGCCUCUGGGCUACCUGCAUCCGGGCUCUCUGUAAUCCCAUCGCGGAAUCCUGCAGCAUCUUGUUAGGCAAUGUCAAGGUACAGAUGCAGCAUUCCCCGCAGCACGUAUAGCAGCACGAGAUGGAAGGACCAGGGAACAAUAGUUCAGAGAUUCCAUGGAAGAACCAACCAACUUGUUCGUGUCAAGGCGUCUUCCAGGACCUGCGAUGAUAAGGAACAUUUAGUUCUCUGGUAGGUGAUGGUGAUUUUCGUUCUUACUUGUGAUGAAGAGCUACCACAAAGGACCAUUCCCAGAAAGACUACCAUUUCCCCACCUCAUGUAGGUGGCCAAGACCUUUGCUUAGACCUGCUGCUUAGGAUAACCCUGGGGGCGUUUCAUUAAAUUUUUCAUCAGUGACAAAUAACACGUCUUGUUAUAAGCUACCAAAAUCCGUGCUUCUGAUUGGUUAUCAGCAGAAUUGUCACUGAUUUUGUCAUUUGUCAUUGAAAAAAAAGCUUUGUGAAACGGGCCCCUGGUAAUGUUCGACUUUAAAUCACUCGUAGGAUAGGUCAUGUUACAAGAUGCUUUCCAUGGACGGAUGUCCAAUAUCGGCAAUAUCUUGUACACUGAUGGUCAUUUCAAUUAUGCCAGUGAGAAGAGUUGUUAUAAGAGACCAGUCCAUGGUGUAAGUCUAAGAAACACAAACGUUGCGCCUGACUGAUGUUUAACAAUACUAAUGGAACAUGCUCCAAAUGGCCGUUCGAUAAUUCAUGUCUAAGAAAGGCAAACUUGGAUGAUGAUGAUGAUGAUGAUGAUGAUGCAAUCGCAUUUUAAAUAGUUUUGCAAACUUACAUUGAAAUCAUGCCAGAGAGACUCAGGACUCCAUACGCACAGGUUUAAAGAAAGUAACACGAGGAUCAAGACUUUUGAUAUCAAGGUCCAAUCCCCAGCAAUGGUAUGUGGAGAGUAUAGAGAAGAGAAGAGCAUGACACAAUGGGACACUAUCGUCAUGUUGAAAAGGAAUCAGUCGGACACGAACAAAUUAAAUGUGGUGAGGAAGUAUAAGUUGUAAGAAAGAAGUGGUUGUGUUGAUAGCGCACGUUGCAGGCCGUCCUUUCGCUCAAUGGAAACAAUGAUGCAGUCUUA